AUGGAGAGCGCCCUGGGUGGACAAAGGUGCUUCCGGAAAGAGAGGAAGAGGAUGGCCAGUGGGAAUGGGCUUCCUCCAUCCUCUGCCCUGGUGGCCAAGCACCCCUCAGCCCUGGGGCCAUUUCCCAGAUAUGUCUGGAUUCACCAGAAUACACCCCAAGACAGCCUAGACAAGAUUUGCCAUGAGAUCUGGAAGAGAGUUCAGGGCUUGCCGGAGUCCCUGCAGCCCACGACCUCGAUGGAAACGCUCUCUACCCAGGUGGCUGGGACUGUCAGCUUCCAAGAAGAUGCUCUGGAGCUGAGCAGUGGCAAAGAUGAGAUCUCCCUGCUUGUGGAGAAGGAAUUCUUGAGCCUCACCAAAGAGCACCUCAUCUUGGUCCAAGAGGGCCUUGGGGAGCUGGCAACACCUGUCGGCCCUCUGCAAGGGACCCAGGAGCUGGAUCCCUGUUUUCUUGUGCCUCCUUUGGGGGCAGAGAACACCGAGUACCCAGGGACCUCCAUCAUGGCUGGUGACAAGCUUUGGGAGCAGAAGUUGUCCGUGCCCAUGCCCGUCAUCGCCACCAGGCAGGACUGUGAUUCUGCCAUGCCUACAGUCACAGGAAUCCUGAGAGCUGCCAAGGCCAAGAGUGCCAAAGGGACUAAGGACAAAGGCCAGAGUCUAGGUGCCUCUAAUUCAGAGAUCAGCAAGCUCCUAGCCCAGUUUCCGCCGAAGUCCACAGAACUUUCCACGGCCCCCGACAACAAGAUGGUACUGGAGGAGACCAAGGUCAUCAAGGACUUCCUGCAGAACAACAUGUUCAGUGGCUCUGGACCCCAGGAGCCCACGGAGCUUGGCCCGUUCCUGCUGCUGCAGCCCCCACCUCCUCCUGCCCUUUCUGACAAACCACCUGAGUGCCCACCUCCGGAGAGGCAGCUCCCUGUGUUUGCCAAGAUCUGCUCUAAGAAUGAGGCUGACUCCACCCUGGAGAGGCACCACUGGACGCAACGGAACCCUGGCACCAAAGAGCUGGCCAAAGGUCCAGAGAGCCUCUUUCUCAGCCAGUUGCCCCAGAGCUGGAAGGAUACCUGUGGUGAGGAGGGCCACAGUGACCCAGUGGGCACUAUCUCCAUGGCCCUGCCAAGCAAGAAGCCCAUGUGGCCUGCUGAGAAGAACCUGCUCUAUGAAAUCUUCGGGGCCCCCAAGAACCCCAGUGGGCAGCUGAAGCUUCGUAGCAAAGUGGAUGUGGAUGGGCUGGAUCUGAAAUUUAACCCACCAGCAACAGUGCCCGACAAGAACAACGUGAAGUAUGCAGGCAAUGUCUUCACCCCACGCUUCACCACAGCCUUGACCUCCACCACCCUGAACCAGCCUCUCUGGCUCAACCUGAACUGUCCGCCUCCACCAGUAUUCUCUAGCCACUCCACCUUUCCACAGUACCAGGGCCUGUACCCACAGCGGUCAACAAGAAUACCCUAUCAGCAGCCUGUGCACCCCCAACUGGGUUGCUACUCCAGACAGGUGACACCGUACAACCCACAGCAGAUGGGACAACAAAUUUUCCACUCUUCCUACACACCACUGAUGAGCUACAUCUCCUUCGUCCAGCCCAACUAUUCGUACCCUCAGAGGACCCCUCAGAAGCUGCCCACCAAUCCUAGAGACCCUCCCCCCAUGACAGGAGAUGGGCCUCCCUACCUCUUCCCCCAGGGAUAUGGUUUCAACUCAGCGUCCAGUGGCCCUUUGAUGAACACCCCCUAUUUUUCCUCCAGUGGGAAUGGCAUACGCUUUUGACUUCUUCCUUCCUCUUUUUGCACUUGGAUCAGGGCUAAGGGUUCUGGAAUUCUGGAUUCUGCAACAGCAUGGUGUGAAGUUUGGAAAGCCAAGGCUCCAACCAGGUCACUGACAGGAAACAGCAAAACCAGAUUCAUCUUCUGACCAACACUUACAAGCACAGACCCCUUGCGCAUAGCACAUGCCAGACACCCUCCCGUUCACACUUGA
Molecule: messenger RNA, 1980 nt
Organism: Nannospalax galili (Upper Galilee mountains blind mole rat)
Lineage: Eukaryota; Metazoa; Chordata; Mammalia; Rodentia; Spalacidae
Gene: CUNH1orf94
Product: chromosome unknown C1orf94 homolog
Exons: 8
Coding region: 1-1770 (589 amino acids)
Source: RefSeq, a predicted model, not a curated record